AUGUAUCACAAUAUGAUUCAAGCUGUGGUUUUUUUAAUUUCGAUCACUGUAGUUGCGUCGAUUAAUGUCGGUACAGCGUUAUACAAUCACGUCGAUAUAUUAACGUACGAUACGCAGUGGAGUAAAAAAGAUAUGUUGAUGUUGCACAGUCGGAUGCUAAUUGAAAAUUUAAUCCCUAAAAACGUAAUCGACGGAAAUACAUUCCUCGGUUACACAAAGUUAAUCAUCAAAACAUCGGAGACAAUCGCCAAUGAUCAGACCAGAAGAAUCGCCAUGAUUUCGGUGGCUGAUGCGAUUGGGGGAUACUUGCACGGGGUUAUGCUACCGCGUGUAAACCAAGAGUAUUAUAAAGGGCACGAAAGCUAUAAAGUCACCAAUGAGCUGCACGCGUUGUUACGGAAAAUCAAGUUCAUUUUGGACACGGACGGACGUGGUUGGAUGACGCCCGUAGACACGGGACGGUCGAUCACGACUACCGCCGACGAGGACGACGACCUCAUCGACGAGGAGACAGAUAACCCGUGCGCGGCACUACUGCUAUCCGGCGUGCCGUCUGAUGACGGACGACCGGCCGCCGUACCGAUGCCGGCGUUCGACGACAACUUGAAUCCGGGUUCGUUGGCGUUUCCGUUCACUGUCGGCAAGCGGCUGUUCGCCGUGGACAGGCCGUGGACGGCGUCCGACGACCGCCGUCCGCUGCUCGUCCGGUAUUACCGGCUGGCCGCCGGCUGCACGUCGUCGGCGCCGGACCAGUUCCGAGCGGACUUAAAUCGUUGGCUGGACGAAGUGGUGGUGCCGCUCUUGGCGAACCGCCGGCGGUGGUAUCCAGUGCUGGCCGGUGCGUCUCGCGUCGUCCUGGCCGCGGCCAAGGCAGCCAGCAAUGGCACUGCGCCUGUGGAUGGCCGACCAAAAUGCGGGGCGGCGGCGCGGACAACGACUACGGCAGCGGCGUCUACCAACGACAACGGCGAUGAUAUGAUGCGCAGGUCGUGUGACGACGGCCCCGACAGCCGAGUACCCAACUCGAACGUUCCGCUAGCUGUGAUUCUUGUGUCGUUGGUGCUCGUCUGGAUAGUGUACGCCUGUGUAUUCGGAAAGAAACAACAAUCGCAGACCUUCACUGUAUAAUCGUAUUGUAUUAUAUCAUAUAAUAUGGCGAUUCUUCGGGUCUCAAAGCUUUCGUACCCCUUGUAAUAUUCAUGGUUCACAUGCGGUAGCAUCACUCCAUGCCCAUAUCCCCCAAUCGCGUCAGCCACAGAAACCAUGGCGAUUCUUCGGGUCUGGUCACUGACGGUUGUCUCCGAUGUUUUAAUGACGAUCAACUUUAUGUAGUUGAGGAAUGCAUUUCCGUCGACUACGCUUCUGGGGAUUAAAUUCUCAAUCAACAUCCGACUGUGCAACAUCAACAUAUCUCUUUUAGUCCACUGCGUAUCGUACAUAUUAUCGACGUGGUUGAAUAAAACUGUACCGACGUUAAGCUACGCUUGAAUUAUAUUGCCCCUGUAUCACCACAAAUUCGUACUAUUAGUAAGAUACAUUACCAGUCAUGCUUAGGAUGAAGAAUGUGUAAAUAUGUACUGUGUAUUGUAAUGUGUUAUGUGUUUUGUUGUAUAAAU
Messenger RNA from Rhopalosiphum maidis (corn leaf aphid), 1616 nucleotides. RefSeq lists its product as uncharacterized. The transcript has 2 exons. Bases 1 to 1128 code for a protein of 375 amino acids. The record is from RefSeq and is a predicted model, not a curated record. Lineage: Eukaryota; Metazoa; Arthropoda; Insecta; Hemiptera; Aphididae.